Chionomys nivalis (European snow vole) is the source of this 1320-nucleotide messenger RNA. Its product is annotated as olfactory receptor 4C46-like. The transcript has 2 exons. Gene Ontology annotation, biological process: G protein-coupled receptor signaling pathway. Gene Ontology annotation, cellular component: membrane. NCBI's taxonomy places the organism in Eukaryota, Metazoa, Chordata, Mammalia, Rodentia, Cricetidae. Bases 1 to 963 code for a protein of 320 amino acids. Gene Ontology annotation, molecular function: G protein-coupled receptor activity; olfactory receptor activity. The record is from RefSeq and is a predicted model, not a curated record.
AUGGAAAAGAGGAAUGUGACCGAAUUUGUUCUUCUUGGACUCACACAGAACCAAAACAUGCAGAAAAUUGUAUUUAUUGGGUUUUUGAUUAUCUACAUAGUCUCUGUGUUCGGAAAUUUGCUCAUUUUGUUGACCAUCAUAUACCAUCAAUUGGUAAGGUUCCCUAUGUACUUCUUCCUUGCCUAUCUCUCCUUUAUUGAUGCCUGUUAUUCUUCUGUCAAUAACCCUAAACUGAUUUUUGAUUCACUCCAUGAUAAAAAGAUCAUUCAAUUCAAUGGAUGCAUGACCCAAGUCUUUGGAGAGCAUUUUUUUGCAGGUGCUGAAAUCAUCCUGCUUAUUAUGAUGGCUUAUGAUCGCUAUGUGGCCAUCUGCAAGCCUCUGCACUAUGCAACCAUCAUGAACCAAGCAGUAUGUAACCUGCUAGUGGGGGUGUCAUGGAUGGGAGGGUUUCUUCAUGGAAUCAUACAGAUCCUGUUUAUUAUUGAUUUACCUUUCUGUGGUCCUAAUGUCAUAGAUCACUUUAUGUGUGAUCUGAACCCUUUGCUUGAACUGGUCUGCACUGACACCCACAUUCUGGGGCUCUUUGUUGCUGCCAACAGUGGGUUUAUCUGUCUAUUAUUAUUUCUCCUCCUUCUGGGCUCCUAUGCAAUUAUGCUGUACUCAUUAAGAAACCACAGUGCAGAAGGGAGACGCAAAGCUUUCUCCACUUGUAUUUCCCACAUCACAGUGGCUGGCUUUUUCUUUGUACCUUGCAUUUUUGAGUAUUUGAGGCCUGCAACUACUUUACCUAUUGAUAAGGUAGUUGCUGUGUUCUACACAAUGAUAACUCCCAUGUUAAACCCUUUAAUCUAUACCUUGAGAAACACUCAAAUGAAAGAUAGUUUGGAAGUCCUCUACCAUAGCCUACUCUUCCUGGUAAGAAUUAUCUUGGUAGAGUCUGGUGUGGAAAUGCCUGCAGUUUAGACACUGCCCAUUUGUCAGUGGAACACACAGGCUAGAGGAAAAGCCUAUGAAUUUACCAGCUGCGGGGAAGUAUUUACCAAGUGUCACAUCUCACUGAACCCAGAAGUCAUGCUGAAAGGAAGCCCCGUGUUUCUAAGGAAUAUUGAAAAGCCUUUAGCUAGAUGACAGAUCCUAGGAAAUUCAUGCUGGAGAAAAACAAGGGAAAUUUGCAAAAACAACAUUGACUCUUAGAAAGGUACACCGGGAAGAAAGGUUUAUACUCUUAAUCCUUGUCCUUCUCUGCCUUCGCCUGAGAGGUCAGACACAGAAGCCUUAGAACUGUAAGAAAUGUGGAAAUAUCCUCAACCAAGAGUAAUC